This is a messenger RNA of Exophiala aquamarina CBS 119918, 1071 nucleotides long. RefSeq lists its product as uncharacterized. The transcript is spliced from 4 exons. Gene Ontology annotation, molecular function: oxidoreductase activity; zinc ion binding. NCBI's taxonomy places the organism in Eukaryota, Fungi, Ascomycota, Eurotiomycetes, Chaetothyriales, Herpotrichiellaceae. The record is from RefSeq and is a predicted model, not a curated record. The coding region runs from base 1 to 1071 and encodes 356 amino acids.
AUGGCAGCUCAGGAUACCAUGCAAGCGGUGGUGUUCAAGGGGAAAUUGGAGGUUGCGGUGGAAAGGAGACCGAUCCCGAAGAUUCAGGAUCCGAAAGACAUUAUCAUCAAGGUCAGGUACACGGCGCUGUGUGGCAGUGAACUGCACGUCUUCCGAGGCCACCAGCCAUCACCUACAGGAUUCAUCAUGGGCCACGAGUUCACCGGCGAAGUAGUCGAGACGGGAUCGGAUGUCAAAUCCGUCAAGAAGGGCGACCUGAUCGUCACGCCCUUCACCGUCAAUUGCGGCGAGUGCUUCUACUGCAAGAAGGGCUUCUCCUCACGCUGCGAGAAGUGCCAGCUGUUCGGCUGUGCCGUUCUCGACGGCGGCCAGGCCGAGUACUGCCGCAUCCCGCUCGCAGACGCGACCGUCGCGAAGGCGCCGCCGAAUAUCGACGAGAAGAAGUUGGUGCUCAUGGCCGAUAUCUUCCCCACCGGGUACUUCGCGGCGGCAAAUGCGUUCCGCGGGUUUGAUCAGGAGACCAUUGAGACCAGUGUGGUGGUGUUGAUCGGGUGUGGGCCCGUCGGGCUGUGUGCGCUGGUGAAUGCGCUGGAUUAUAAGCCUAAGGCGCUGCUGGCGGUGGAUGGUGUCGACGACAGGUUGGCGCUGGCGAAGAAGCUGGGCGCUGAGCCCUGGAAUUACUUGAAGGAUAAGGAGGGUCUGAAGAAGCGUGUUCUCGAGUUGACUGAUGGCCGGGGUGCUGACACGGCGAUUGAGAUCGUGGGACACAGUGAUGCCCUAGGGAUGGGCUUCGAGCUCCUCAGGCCAUGGGGCAAUAUCUCGAGUGUUGGUGUGCACAACGGCGAGAUCCCGUGGACUGGCAACCAGGCGUACGGCAAGAAUUUGCGGAUCCAGAUGGGGAGGUGCCCUGUUCGAAGUCUCUUCGAAAAAGCUUUGGACGUUCUGGCAAGGAAGCAGGACCAACUUGACUUUAUGGUUGAAAAUAUCAAGCCCAUGUCGGAAGCGGUCAAAUGGUAUGACGAGUUCAAUAACAUGCGGGUGCAGAAGAUCGUUUUCGAGGCAGAUAAAUAA